This is a messenger RNA of Oryzias melastigma (Indian medaka), 4128 nucleotides long. RefSeq names its product polycystic kidney disease protein 1-like 2. Gene Ontology annotation, biological process: detection of mechanical stimulus. Gene Ontology annotation, cellular component: membrane. Gene Ontology annotation, molecular function: protein binding; calcium ion binding; calcium channel activity. The transcript is spliced from 24 exons. The record is from RefSeq and is a predicted model, not a curated record. Lineage: Eukaryota; Metazoa; Chordata; Actinopteri; Beloniformes; Adrianichthyidae. The coding region runs from base 1 to 4077 and encodes 1358 amino acids.
AUGCUAAGUCUGGCUAAAAACCCAUUUUCUUGGAAUGAGAAGGGGAACAUCAGUGGCCUAAUAGGCUCUCUGUCCCUCUCGACUGAAGAUGGGUCUGGUAUCCCUGUGGAGAACUUAAGUGAGGAUAUUGAGUUGAUAGUUGAUUUUUAUUUCUUUUUGAGGCAGAUUUGGUUGCCGAGGCCAGCUGGAGAACAAGUGAACACCACAGUUUUGGACCUGGGAAAUUACAGCACAACAAUCAUAGACGUUCCUUCAGCCGACACCUCCUUGGUUAUAAAGAUGGAGCCUUCGUUGGAUCCUUUACCAUUUAAAUUGUACCUGGGUUUCACUGAUUAUCCCACAGAGACUAAUUAUGUGGCCAUGGCUCAAAUGCCUCUGCAGGGAACGACAGAAGAGGAGAAAUACACAUGGAUUGUCCAACCUGAGGAACUCAAGGGAAACACUGGAGUCCACUACCUUGUGGUGAGACCCAUCGUGGGUCCAGGGAUAAAAUCCAUCAAUGCCAGUUUAUCAGUGACCCCCAUCGCAUCUUCGUGUAGAUUUUGGGAUGAAUCUAUAUUGGAUUGGAGCACAACUGGAUGUAAAGUUGGUGUCAAGACAACACCCAUGGCCACCCAGUGUCUCUGCAACCACCUCACCUUUUUUGGGAGCUCUUUCUUCGUCACUCCCAACCUGGUCGAUCCGUCGCAGACGGCUCAGCUCUUUGCAACGUUUGCUGAGAAUCCAGUGGUGGUGUGCUUUGUGGGAGCUCUCUUUGUGACUUACCUGUUGGUGGUUGUGUGGGCGCGGCGGAAAGACAUUCAAGACACAGCCAAGGUGAAAGUGACAGUUCUCUAUGACAACAACCCUAAGGACGAAUACCGCUACCUUCUGUGUGUGCGCACAGGCCAUCGGAUCGGAGCCUCCACCUCCUCUCAGGUGAUAGCUACGCUUCUGGGUGCGGAGGGAAACAGUGAGCCACACCACCUGACCGACCAGAGGAAACCUCUGUUCGAGCGAGGCGCCGUGGAUAUGUUUCUGAUAACCACGCCCUCCUUCCUGGGGGAGCUGCAGGGCAUCCGACUGUGGCACGACAACUCAGGCAGCCACCCUGCUUGGUACGUGGCCAAUAUCAUGGUACAAGAUCUACAAACGGAACAGAAAUGGAAUUUCCUGUGCAAUUCUUGGCUGGCAUUAGACAUGGGUGAUUGCUGCAUUGAUAGUAUCUUUCCUGUUUCGACAGAAGAGGAGCUGAAGAGGUUUAGUAACCUCUUCUUCAUGAAGACAACGAGGGAUUUCUGUGACGGACACCUCUGGUACUCUGUGGUCAGUCGACCAGCCGGCAGCAACUUCACCUGCGUUCAGAGAGUGUCCUGCUGCUUCUCCCUGCUGCUGUGCACCAUGCUGACCAGCAUCAUGUUUUACGGGAUCCCAACAGACCCGUCUGAGCAGGUCAUGGACCUGGGUCAAUUUGAGUUUACCUGGCAGCAAUUUAUGGUCGGAGUUCAGAGUUCCCUCAUCAUGUUCCCAAUAAACGUGCUCAUAGUUAGUAUCUUCAGAAACACUCGUCCACGAGAGACUUCUUGUUGUGGAGGCAGAAAAAAAAAGUCUAAAUCCAUUCAGAAGGACGGCACAUCCUCACAGAUGGACACAAAAGCUUUUUUGGACAUCAUCACUAAGGAUGUCACAAGACUUGCUGAUUUGCUCUGUAAGACGUCAAAGAACAACAUCCCGACCACAGAGUCCAAGUUUGGACCCAAGGAAGAAAGUGAAAUCAACACCAUCCUCUCCAAGAUGGAGGAUUUCAUCCAAGAGAGGCACAAAGCAGGGGACAAUAGACGGUUUCAUCUGCCAGAGAGCGGUGGUCAUGUGAAUCCUCCAUCGGUGCUGGAAGCAACUAAGAAGAAGAGCAACAAGACGCAGCAUCUAUACAGGAAAUUGUGUCACAUUGACAAAGAGCUGAGCUUGUUGGGUCCCUCCAGCUUCCAAAACCCACACAGUUACAGCCAGGCCCUAAAGCAAGUCCAAAAUAUGAAGCGUCUCAUUGAAGACCAGCUGUUCCCACCAACCCAUGUCAAAGUGGAUGAGCCAAAGAAGUUUCGUCCAGCAGAGGUCGCUGCUAGUGAUGGCAAAGGGAAAAAAACUUUGUGCUGUCAUGGAAUGCUCCCCUGGUGGUUUGUCUUUGUCGGCUGGCUGCUGGUGAUAGCCACCAGCGUUGUGUCAGGAUAUUUCACAAUGCUGUACGGACUGAAAUUUGGGAAACAACGUUCCAUAAGCUGGUUGGUAUCGAUGAUUAUCUCCUUCUUCCAAAGUCUUCUUUUCAUUCAGCCUCUGAAGGUGAUAUGUCUCGCAGUCUUCUUUGCGUUGAUAAUAAGGAAAGUAGAGGAGGAAGACUUACACAAUGUCGAAUUUGUAGAAGAAAAGAGAACAGGUGAGACUAAGGAUCACGAUGCAAGCGGAAUGAAAAGACUCCUCUAUGAGCCACCUCCUCCUGAGGCCAUUGAGAGGAUGAGAAGGAACAAGAUAAUGCAGCAGAAGGCUCACGCUCUGCUCAAAGAGAUACUGACUUAUAUAGGCUUCUUGUGGAUGUUGCUGUUGGUGGCAUACGGCCAGAGAGAUCCCAACGCCUUUUACUUGAACCAACACAUCAGGAGUAGCUUCAGUGGAGCGGCCUCGGACAGCAUGAGUCUGGAGGACGUAUUCACAUGGGCCAACACCACCCUGCUCACAAACCUCUUUGCAGAGUAUCCAGGUUUUAUCACAGAUGGAAAUUCCAAACUGGUGGGUAAUGCCAGAGUUCGUCAGCUGCGAGUGAAAGAGGACUCCUGCCAGACUGCAGGGCUCAUGCAUCCAUUGGUGGCAGACUGCAAUGCUCCAUACUCCUGGGAUGUGGAGGACAUGGGCUCCUAUGACACUGGCUGGAAUCGCUCUCUCCAAGACAACAUUUCGGCAAGCACUUCAAGUCCCUGGAAGUACCAGACGCAGACUCAGCUCAGGGGAAGAUUGUUCUGGGGCAAAACAGCGUUCUACAGGGGAGGAGGCUUUGUGGUGGAGCUUGGCCCGGAUUUAUCAAAUGCAAGCAGCACACUUGAGUAUCUUUUUGAGAAUAAAUGGCUGGACAUGUACACAAGAGCCAUCUUUGUUGAGUUCACUGUUUAUAAUGCAAAUGUGAACCUCUUCUGCAUCAUCACUCUCUUGAUGGAGACCACCGCAGUAGGAGUGUUUCAGUUCUACAGUGAGCUGCAAAGUAUCCGCCUUUACCAGUCAACGGACGGCCUCUUCUUUUUUGUCAUGGCUGCUGAGAUCAUUUAUUUACUUUUCAUCCUGUAUUACAUGUUCUUGCAGGCCAAAUUAAUGAGGCUGCAGCGCUGGGAUUAUUUCAGAAAUAAGUUGAAUCUUCUGGAGCUUAGUAUUAUUCUUCUCAGCAUGAGUGCCGUGGCCAUUUUCAUCAGGAGGACACUGCUUGGAAACCGAGAUGUGGCUUAUUACCAAACCCACAAAGACCAAUUUGCCAGUUUCUAUGACACGGCCACAGCCGACCAGCAGCUGCAGUAUCUCAUCGCGUUCCUGGUCCUUCUUGCCACCGUCAAAUGUUGGAACCUGCUCAGACUGAACCCCAAGAUGAACUUGCUCACAGCCGCCCUGCAGCGAGCCUGGACCGACAUUUCCAGUUUUCUACUCAUCUUCGGGGUCUUGUUUGUGGCAUACUCCGUCACUAGCAACUUGAUUUAUGGCUGGAAGCUUUCGUCGUAUAAGACCUUCUCUGACUCUCUUCUGACUGUCAUCAGUUUGCAAGCAGGGAUCUUCAACUAUGAUGAGGUUUUGAAUGGUGACCCGGUUCUUGGUGGAUUACUCGUCGGUUCCUGCGUUGUCUUCAUGACAUUUGUGUUGCUUAACCUUCUCAUCUCUUUGGUUCUUGUGGCGCUGAACAGGGAGCAGUUACUCCACAAGCCCUCAGAGGAAGAAGAGGUUGUUGACCUCCUGCUGAGCAACAUCUUCAGUCUCAUUGGCAUCAGAUAUAAAGACAAGAAAGACACGAUGACUGACAGCAGCGGCUUUGCCCUUAAUAACACCAAAGAAAUCACUAAAUCCCCUUAACUGAACUUUCGUCAGAACUCUGACAGAUAAAUAUCAGGAGAUGUAGCUCUA